Messenger RNA from Durio zibethinus, 949 nucleotides. RefSeq names its product Peptidase S24/S26A/S26B/S26C family protein. Lineage: Eukaryota; Viridiplantae; Streptophyta; Magnoliopsida; Malvales; Malvaceae. Gene Ontology annotation, molecular function: serine-type endopeptidase activity. Gene Ontology annotation, cellular component: membrane; signal peptidase complex. The record is from RefSeq and is a predicted model, not a curated record.
AAUAAAUUAAGAAAAAAAUCUUAGGGCAAAAGGACUAAGUGAAGCGGGGAAUUAGGUUAGCACCGUACUAGGGGGACUGGGGAUUUUGUGUCUCAUAAUUUGUACCAAUCGGAAGAAGAAAAACAAAGCGGAGCAGCCAGAGAAACAUAAAGAGAUCGAAGAAAAGAAAAUGGGUUGGAUCGGAGACACCGUAGACUCCAUCAAAUCAAUCCAGAUCCGCCAGCUUCUCACCCAGGCCGUUAGUCUCGGUAUGAUUGUUACAUCGGCCCUUAUAAUAUGGAAGGCAUUGAUGUGUAUCACUGGCAGUGAAUCUCCUGUUGUUGUUGUUCUUUCAGGAAGUAUGGAACCUGGCUUCAAGAGGGGGGACAUUUUGUUCUUGCACAUGAGUAAAGAUCCUAUCCGUGCUGGGGAGAUUGUUGUUUUUAAUGUUGAUGGACGUGAAAUCCCAAUUGUCCAUCGUGUAAUUAAGGUCCAUGAAAGGCAAGAUACUGGAGAAGUUGAUGUCCUCACCAAAGGAGACAACAAUUAUGGGGAUGACAGGCUUUUAUAUGCUCAAGGUCAGCUCUGGCUUCAACGGCACCAUAUCAUGGGCAGAGCUGUGGGGUUCUUGCCUUAUGUUGGUUGGGUGACUAUAGUCAUGACUGAAAAGCCAAUUAUCAAGUAUAUUCUUAUCGGGGCAUUGGGAUUGCUUGUUAUAACUUCCAAAGACUGACAGCUGAAGCAAAUUCAAGGUUUGGCCAAACACCAAGCAGAUCCUUCUAUAAGACUAAAAUUGCCAACUGCUUCUACCCUCUCCUUUGUAUUGGUCAUUCCUGGCUUUUGUAUACUGAGAACGGAAUACUUGGUUAUGAUUUGAUAAUUUAAGGCCAGAAAGAAUUGUAGUGAAGCAGGCAUCAGCAACUCUGGUUUUACUUUCUAUUUAUAUAUGGGAUUUUUAGCUACCGCUACC